Messenger RNA from Neoarius graeffei (lesser salmon catfish), 852 nucleotides. It is a transcript of the gene pax4, whose product is annotated as paired box 4. Gene Ontology annotation, molecular function: DNA-binding transcription factor activity, RNA polymerase II-specific; RNA polymerase II cis-regulatory region sequence-specific DNA binding. The transcript has 6 exons. Gene Ontology annotation, biological process: regulation of transcription by RNA polymerase II; anatomical structure development. The record is from RefSeq and is a predicted model, not a curated record. Bases 1 to 852 code for a protein of 283 amino acids. NCBI's taxonomy places the organism in Eukaryota, Metazoa, Chordata, Actinopteri, Siluriformes, Ariidae.
AUGGACAGUUGGAUGCAACGGAGCGAGCAGGUCUGGGAACAGACCCACCAGCAGAUCGAGGACGCCCUCCGCCGACACAAGAGGACACCCCUACCUACCUCCCUGGGGACCGAGUGUGGCUGUCGACCUGGGACUUCAGUUGUCUCAGGUCCGUUGGACAAGGCCACACCCGAUGUCAUGCCCCCACCUACGGUGGAUGUAGAAGAAGAAGGCAGCUUGAAUCAGCUUGGAGGACGGUUUGUGAAUGGCCGUCCCCUGCCUGCACAUAAGAGGAAGCUGAUAAUAGAGCUGGCAUCAGAGGGUGUGCGCCCAUGUGACAUCUCUAGGAUUCUCAAGGUGUCAAGUGGAUGCAUCAGUAAGAUCUUACGCUGGUACCGAUGCACUGGACUCUGGGUUCCCAAAACCACUGGUGGCAGCAGACCAAGACUCCUUACACCUGAUGUGAUCUCUGCUAUAGCACAGUACAAGCGUACCAGUCCAACACUUACUGCAUGGGAGAUCCGUGAAAAGCUUUCAUUAGAGCAAGUGUGCAGAGCUGACAAAGUUCCUAGUGUGUCUUCGAUUAACCGCAUUCUGAAGAAGAUACAAGAUGACUGGCACACAGAAAAACCCAUAUAUGAAGGGAGAAAGUCACAGCCAGCAGACAGAUGUUCAGACAACAGAAUGUCAGUGGUUCAUCAGAUAAGACUUUCUCCUCCUUUGGUUCAUAAUAUUGGAAUGCACAGUCACUGCAUUUCAGAUACGACAGCAGGUUUCCUAUUGGCUCAUCAUAGAAAGGAGGAAGUUACAAAUAGAUCAACUUAUUUUACAGAAUGGGCUGCUCAUCCUUCAUUCACUGGACAGUAUAUUUGA